ACACUCUCUCUUUCCCUUGCCCUGUGCCUGUCUCUCUCCAUUCUACCAAGUAGCCGGCCAGACCUUUUCUCUCUCUCUCUCUCUCUCUCUCGCACUCUCUCUCCUGCCCUGUCGACAUCCAUCGAGCGUUCCACGCCUUUCUCCCUCAGCUUCCAAAGCCGUGCUGUCUACCGUUACUGCUGCUGUCCGUCCGUGUCUCUAUCUGCAACAAGUUCCCUGGGACAUUUUUGGAAACUUUUUUUCCUCAAGACAUUUCUUUUUUUGCUAUCUCCCUGGAGACGCCAGUGCAUGUGGUGCUGUGUGUGAAAGGGUCUAGUGUUGCUCUUUCCUGGGGGUCUCUGUACACCAUUAACCAGAGGAGAAGAUUACUUGACAUCAUGAUCAAAGUUCAGCUGCUGCUUCUGCUGGCCCUGGUCGGCCCCCUCUGUGCCGUCGCACACGCAAGCACACUGGUGACACCAGUAGAGCUGGUGACAGAUUCCCCUGCUGUUCCCGAGGCCACUGAGGCCCUCAAAGAGGAAGAUCCCGUAGUCACCCAUGCCCCUUCGGCUGAACCCGAGGCUGCGGCCGAGGAUGUCGUAACGGACACCCCUGCCGCCGAGGAUGUCGUAACGGACACCCCUGCCGCCGAGGAUGUCGUAACGGACACCCCUGCCGGAGAAGAAACCGCCGCUACUGAGGCUGCUGCCACGGACGUCGCUCCCGUGGAGACCGAAGCCCCUGCCCCUACCACUGAAGCUGCCAAGCAGGAGGCGGCCACAACUAACGCCCCUGCCAUCAUCACCGAGGCCCCGGCGGAGCCCGAAGCCGAGGCCACGACAGCUGCAGAGGCUAAGGAGGAGGUGGAGGAGCCAGAGGAGGGUAUGGGCUCUGGACAAGUGGUUGGUAUUGGGAUUGGUGCAUUGGUGGCAGUGAUCGUUGUCAUCGCCGUGGUGAUCGCCGUGGUGAGGAGAAUGGGUAAAUAUUCCCCCUGAGGAGAAAGGCUGCAAGACAGGAAGUCCCCAAAACGUUCUGGCAAUUCUGAUCUAUGUAAUUUCCUGUCAUUAAACAAGCAUUCUACCAGCACUCUAACUUAACCAGGAUCUUGGACUGUUGACAAAAGGAGGGGAAGGUGUGUGGGGGAGGAUGUUUGCCCACCUCUCCUCUUCUCCCCCAACCCCAAGACAGGGCCAUUGACAUCAGCGGUCCUGUACAACCACACAGCAACCCCCCAUACCAACAACCAAACUGAAAAAAAGGUUGCCCACAGGAUGUCACAUUGAAUUUCAGGGUCUUUCAUUUGGAUUUGUAAAAAUAAGUAAGGGAUUAUCUCACUUGUGGUAGAAAACGCUCUCUCUUAUGCAAGGGUGUGUACAUUAACACAGAUGUGCAUUUGAGUUGGUGAAGAGGACCUAUACAAGAAAAAAAUGGGAAUAUGGAAAAAAGGAGACGGGAGAGAAUGUUGUGAAUUCCAUAGGGUGUAUAUACCAUGCAAAGGGACUAUAGUUAUUACUUUAUCAUAUGUUGCAGUUGCUCACUAUAGCAUUCAGUAUAUGGAACAUUGCAAAGCAGCCAAAGGCUAUUGUGGCCAAUGAACCGAACUGAAAAUCCCUCAGAAAAACCAACCACAUUAGUAUUUUGUCACCUUAACACCUAGCCAAUGAGUCCCUCACUACAGAAAUGUUCCAACAACUAUAUGAAGCACUGAAUGCAGAAGUUGAUUUGACAUUGUGCUCAUGUUCUGAGGGUUAGCGAGGGGCUAAUGAAAAGACGGCUCAUUUGCAAGUGUAACGUGACAUUCUGCCAGCUUUAACACUGACAUAAAAACCUAGUACAUAUCUGUGAAAUUUAGCAGAAGGGUUUGUGCCACUGUCUCUGGUAUUCCCUGGAUAGUUUGGAGAUGUUACUAUUGAAGUACAUUAAUGUGAAUUGACUGUACUUUAACUGCCACCCAUUCCAAUAGGACAGUUUUGACGACUUCAGGUUUUCACCCAAAAAUGUGUUCCAUGUACAGGUAGUGGUUAUUAGCCCCCAUUCUGCUAGCAUUAUCUUUUAUAAUGUAUCCACCGUACUUCUGCUUACUUUAGUUGGGAUAGAGUAUACCAAGCAAAAAUACACACACAUUUUCUUCAUAAUCGUUAGUAGUCAUUAAUGGGUGUAAAAAUCAUUCAGUCUCAGCUUAGCUCCGCUUGCUUUAAGAACUCAGUUAAUAAGUGCACUGAAUGAGUGAUGAUAAUUGUUUAAUGAAUCCGCUUUAGACACUGCAAUCGUUUGCGACGACAUUUGUUCUCCGCUUUUGCUCCAUAUUAUCAACAAGUCCUUCAAGUCCUUUUAUUUAAUUGCAGUGUGUUUGUUCAUACUGUUUCAAUAAAAAAGUGAAAACACUCCACAAAUAUA
Messenger RNA from Salmo salar (Atlantic salmon), 2376 nucleotides. RefSeq lists its product as uncharacterized. Gene Ontology annotation, biological process: cell adhesion; signal transduction; positive regulation of platelet aggregation. NCBI's taxonomy places the organism in Eukaryota, Metazoa, Chordata, Actinopteri, Salmoniformes, Salmonidae. The record is from RefSeq and is a predicted model, not a curated record.